ACAAACGAAGAUGAUCGAUUGCACAUUACCUACGGCAUACAUCAACUCUACAACUUGGAUGACAGGGUUCGGGGCAUGAACAUGGGAGACUGGAUGUACUAUCAUCGCGAACCGCUGUACUGCAUGAAAGACAAGCGUUGGUACAACAGAGACGCUUAUUAUCCAACAGAAAUUGUCCGCGUCGAUCAGAUUUAUUGCCUGUGA
Molecule: messenger RNA, 204 nt
Organism: Gongylonema pulchrum
Lineage: Eukaryota; Metazoa; Nematoda; Chromadorea; Rhabditida; Gongylonematidae
Source: the annotation of a GenBank genome assembly